AAAAGCCUACAAAAAGCACUGCGCUUCUUUCACCAACCCUUUCAUUACAACAAAGGAUCAUCCUUCUCGGCUCCUUCGCAUCUCCAUCUCUCCCUCUCUUUCUCUAUCAUUACAUUUAGCUUUAAAAAGAGAGAAAAAAGUUAAGCUGCAUGGAUCCUCUCACACAGGAACAGAUCUCUGAGUUCCAAGAGGCCUUCUUGCUCUUUGACAAAGAUGGAAACGGCUGCAUCACUCUGGAAGAAUUGGCGACGGUCAUCAGAUCAUUGGGCCAGAAUCCAACUGAAGAAGAGCUGCAUGGUAUGAUAAGGGAAGUCGAUGUUAACGGGAACGGGAGCAUAGAAUUUGGAGAGUUUUUAUACCUAAUGGCUAAGAAAAUGAAGGAGACCAAUGAUGAAGAGGAGUUGAAAGAAGCUUUCAAGGUUUUCGAUAAGGACCAAAAUGGGUUCAUAUCAGCUAGUGAGCUGAGUAAUGUAAUGAUCAAUCUUGGGGAGAAGCUUACGGAUGAAGAGGUUGAACAAAUGAUCAAGGAGGCUGAUAUGGAUGGCGAUGGGCAAGUAAAUUUUGAGGAGUUUGUGAAAAUGAUGAGGACCGUUUAAACUACGACUCUACGGAGAUUUCAUUGACGAAAUUUUCAGAUUAUUAAUUUCAUUCUGUCCAAAAGAUUCAUAGAUAGAGUCGUUUAAUUUUGUUACAGAUGAGCAUACUAUAGACGUUGUCUCAUUCUAUUAUUCCCUCCUCUAAACUUAUUAACAAUUCUUUUUUAAACUACUUAGAAUAAUUGGUUAAAAGACAAAACAGCAAAACAUCUUUAUCGGUUGUAAUGUUGACUGUCGGUAAUUGUUCCAGAUCUAUUCUUAUUAUUUGAUUUGUUUA
Ananas comosus (pineapple) is the source of this 873-nucleotide messenger RNA. Its product is annotated as calmodulin-like protein 8. Gene Ontology annotation, molecular function: calcium ion binding; enzyme regulator activity. The coding region runs from base 150 to 596 and encodes 148 amino acids. The record is from RefSeq and is a predicted model, not a curated record. The transcript is spliced from 4 exons. NCBI's taxonomy places the organism in Eukaryota, Viridiplantae, Streptophyta, Magnoliopsida, Poales, Bromeliaceae.